Molecule: messenger RNA, 354 nt
Organism: Aphanomyces astaci
Lineage: Eukaryota; Oomycota; Saprolegniomycetes; Saprolegniales; Verrucalvaceae
Exons: 1
Coding region: 1-354 (117 amino acids)
Source: RefSeq, a predicted model, not a curated record
AUGGGACGAAUAAGUUAUGUCAUGGUGGACGGACACGCUAGUGCACUCAUCGACGACCGCCAACCCAUGCAGGUUAAAUAUCGAUGUGGAGCGGCUGUGGCGGUGAUGCUGCUCAACGCGUCAGCGUGUACGGCGUGCACCAUGCCAUGGACUCUUGCACUUGAGACGCAGUCAAUGGAGCGCAUGUCGCCAAUGUGCAGUCCAUCGCCGUCGCGCGGAGAAGGGACGGGUGCAUCGUUGGAGGCGGCCCCAAGAAGUCAAAGUCGUCGUCCACGAUGGUGUUGCCGACAUCGCUGUAUUCAUCGUCGCCGCCUACUGCCGCCGCGAGUAGUGCUACCUCGUGCGAGGACAUGA